This is a messenger RNA of Alternaria ethzedia, 1662 nucleotides long. RefSeq lists its product as uncharacterized. The coding region runs from base 1 to 1662 and encodes 553 amino acids. NCBI's taxonomy places the organism in Eukaryota, Fungi, Ascomycota, Dothideomycetes, Pleosporales, Pleosporaceae. The record is from RefSeq and is a predicted model, not a curated record. The transcript is spliced from 4 exons.
AUGACUAUCACAGCAGAGAACAACUUAGAGUACCGCCAGGGUAAGCUCUUCGUGCACGCCAUCGAGGAGAAAGCGCAAUGGAUACCGAACAACAUGUACAUGCGUUAUGCGCCGGAUGACUGGUUGCACAGCGGUUACAAAACGAUUACAUGGAAGCAAUACGCAAGUGCCAUCGAUAAGAUGGCUUUCUGGUUUGACGAGCGGCUUGGUAAAGCGGUGGAUUGCGAGACGAUUGCUUAUUUCGGGCCCAACGAUCCACGGUAUGCCAUCUUGAUACCAGCUGUUGUAAAGAAUGGACGGAAACCUCUGUAUUUGCUGAUUCCCGAUGGACGAGUGACCAAAGAGGGGCUUGCGGGCUUGAUUAAAGCGAGUAGUUGCAAAGUAUGGCUCUAUCCAGAAGACGAUGCCGUAGGGCCGUUGGUCGAUGCAGAUUCAGGCUUGAAGCUAUGUGCUUUGCCGUCGCUUGAAUGGAUGCUUGACAACGGAGGCCAAAAGCGAUACACGUAUGACAAAACGUUUGGAGAGGCCAAAUGGGAUGAAAUCGUCAUCAUCCAUACAUCAGGCACUACUGGCGAACCCAAGCCUAUCUUUCACACAAAUGGCAUGUGGAGCGGAUUAGGGAAUGUGCCGAUACUGAGUCGAAGACAUUGGCCCCGCGGCAUUGAGUACGAAAGCUGGAUCGGGAAGACGUCUCUCAAUCCAUGUCCACCGCAAUGGAUAGCCGGCUUACAUGCGAUGGUUUUGAGCCCGCUCUUCCUAGACAGUCCCUGCGUCAUGACGCCCCGGGACGAAGUUUCCCUGACUCCUAACCUGUUCAAGAAGAUCGUGUCGAUGAACAGAAUUGAAGGCAUUAGCCUCUACGCGGACCCAGAAACUCGACAAAUGCUGAAGUCACUGGACUUCAUUGUGUACACGGGUGCACCCUUGGAUCGAGCGAUUGGGGACGACCUUUGUCAGCAUACGAGAUUGAGCCCGAUGAUUGGCUCCACGGAAAAUGGAGAUCAGAUUGGCCUACGACCAGCCGAUAGAAAGCUCUGGUAUACCCAUGACUUUGUUCCAGAAAAUGGUCAUAGGAUGGUGCCUUUGGACGCAGGCUCGGACGGUCUCCACGAGCUCAUAUUGGAGCAGGUUGGAGAUGGGCGUACCAAUCCUUUUCAGACAUCCUUCUGGAACACAGCACAUCGUUUCCUGGAGCGGAUCGAAACGAAGGAGCUCUACAGGCCCGUCAAGGACUCUGACGGUCGCACGCGAUGGGCGUUUUCUGCCCGCAAAGACGACUUGACGAAGCUGAGUUGGCUGGCAAAGUUUCAUGCGCAGGAUAUUGAAAGGCGUAUUUUGCAACAUCCAGACGUCGAAAAUGUGCUGGUAGGUGGAGAAGCCCGGCCUGCGCCGUAUGUUAUCGUUCAGGCAAAGGAAGGUGUGCUGGACGGAAAGAGCGAGGUGCAGUUGCUUGAUGAGCUUUAUGAUGGGGUUAUUGCUGCCACCAAUAAGGCUGAUUUGAGUGAGAUCAGAAUUCCCAGGGAAACGAUCAUGAUUGCGAAGAAAGAGAAGCCGCUCAAGGUCAGCUUGAAGCAGUUGGUCCAGAGGAAGGCUGUUGAGCAGGACUAUUCGGAGGAAAUCGAGCAAGCAUAUGUGCGGCUGGAGAACAGCAGGAAGCCUUAG